Apis laboriosa (Himalayan honeybee) is the source of this 3504-nucleotide messenger RNA. Its product is annotated as putative mediator of RNA polymerase II transcription subunit 26. The record is from RefSeq and is a predicted model, not a curated record. Bases 1 to 3504 code for a protein of 1167 amino acids. The transcript is spliced from 3 exons. Lineage: Eukaryota; Metazoa; Arthropoda; Insecta; Hymenoptera; Apidae.
AUGGACGAACGUGAGUACGAUGUACUUCAGUAUUUGAUCACGUUGAUCGCAAUAGAAAACAGGAAAACUUCAGCGGACAAAAGCAGACAGAGAGGGACGUCCAGGCGACCGAGCACCGGCAACUUACACGGAAAGGCGAACGACACCCAACAACAAAAUGUUCAACGAGCCGAGAGAGUGUCGUCUACGCACAAUCUAGCCGAGCCGGCUGUUAAUACGCCGGUCAACAAAUCCGUGGACGUUUCCAUGCCGAAGACACGAUUCAGUUCCCAGGAUAGAAACAAGGAUGUCAAAUCGUCAUGUUCCCCGAGGCUGAAAUACUUCCCCAUAGAGAAAAUCAAAAAGUUGGAAACACCUCCGUCGUUCUGUCCCGAGCCGAUGGGCGCUUUGAUCGCUCAACAAGAUCCCAAUGAAUCUGGAAUCUUGUACAUGUCCAAGAGUCCGGAGAGAAAUCGCGACAGUGGCCAAGGUGACGCCACGGUUGUCGCUCAGCAUUUGCAUCAGCAUCAGUAUCACCAACAUCAACCGCAAAACAUGCACACAAUGAGCCAGCAACAGGUCACACCUCGGCAGGUAGUGCAUCAGAUCGGUCACGUGAAUCCGCACUCGGAGAGCGCUAUGCUGUCGCAACAAGUUCCGAACCUUCAGUCUCAUCGUCCUCACGUGCCUCACAGCGGCCGAGAAUAUUCUCCCCAGAAGAACGCUCAAUCGAUUUCCGCGAAUCCGGAAAAUCGUGGAGCUGCGACGUCUCAGCAGGCCGGUGGAAACGUUUCCGAGCAAAUGGUGGAGCAAGGUCUCGUGAAGACCGAGAAGAGCUCGCCGGGCGUCGAGGAAGAUACGUACGAGAGACAACCCGUGGGAGGUCGAAACGCGGCGCUUUACAGGCAACUGGUGAUGAACAACAGGCAACAACAGGGUCAACAGCACAGUCCCCAGUUCCCUGGCGACGGUUCGAUGGCGAUCAAUCAAUUCGCCGUGUUGGCCAACCAGGCAAACGUUAACAAUCCCCACGGUUAUAAUCACGUUCUCACGUGCGCCAAUCUUCAAAAUCCUCAAAACCCUUCGCAGAACCCGCAGAGCGUGCAGAAUCCGCAGCAACUUUAUCAGCAGAUGCAGCAGAAUAUGGCGCAGCAGCAGCAGAUGCAGCAAAGGGCGAUCAACUAUCAGAUGCAAAUGAUGAGGAAUCAAAGAUGCCAGACGGCACCUCCCAAUUAUGGGAUGACUUCACCCCAGGACGCGACCGCGACUCAGAUGAGAAAUUUGAGAAUGAUGGGACAGAUGCAACCGAAUUACCCCGUACAGGACCACAACACCGUUAACGCCGCCAAUGGAUUGUACAGGAAUAGCAAUAAUAACAGCAACAAUAAUAAUAGUAAUCAGUUGGCCGAGUAUUCCAGCGUCAAGGCACAGUUGAAAUCUUACAACGUGGACGUGGUGAACGGCAAUCAGACGUUGUACAGGCCGCAGAAUCAACAACAACAGCAACAACAACUGCAGCAACAGCAGCAGUUCAUUCACUAUCAACCGGAUACAAUCGCGUAUCAACAACAAAUGCAGCCUCAACAGAUGCAGCAAAUGCAAGCGCAACCGUUUCAACAACAGUUGUACAGGAAUCCGAUGAUGCAGGGACACCAGAACGCGAUGGUCUACAAUCAAGCAGGGUAUAAUCAGCAGAUGAAUCCCGGGCAACAGAUUAUACCGAUUCAUCAGCAACAUUUGGAGAACAAUCCGGAGAGAAUGCAAGAUCAGCACGGGAGGAAAAGGGGUUUGAAGUUCACGCAUGGAAUGAUACGCGACCAAGAAAAAUUGUUGGCCACGAUGAAGCAGCAAAGAGUGCCGAUAGAUAUAAUGAAGAGGCAAUUCGAAACGUUGUUGAACGAGCAACGAAAGCAUUUGGAGUAUCUGGAGCAGCAGGAGAACAUGUUGGACGAGACGAAGCCCGUGGUGGUGACACGGAAGAGGAAGCAGCAAGACGAGAAGCCCGAAUGGAUGAUUCAUUUAACACCCCCGAGAUUAUCUUAUCUGGAAAUAGAGAGGAUGCAAGAGCAACGAAGGAAGGAGAGGGAAUCUCGCGAAAUAGAGAUGAUGCAACAGCAACAACAACAACAACAGCAUCAACAACAGCAUCAACAGCAGAAUCAGCACCAAUACCAGCAACAACAACAGCAACAGCAUCAACAAUAUCAGACGAUGGAGGAAAUGUCGCGUCAACAGGUUCCCGUACAGGCCAUCAAUCAGCAAAAUUAUCAGCAUUAUCGGCAACAGGCUAAUUGGCAACAGCAACAGAGAACUUCGAGGCAAUAUAACAGUGCUCGACCUUAUGCUGUUCCAGGUCCCGGCAACGUGAACGAAUCGAUAAAGACGAUGAAAUAUCAACAACAAAACGUGCCCCAUCAGUAUCAUCAGUACCAACAAUCGUAUCAGCAACCUUAUCAACACGCUCACCAACAUCUUCAUCAACAGCCUCAUCAGGAAUAUUACAAUCCCCAACAGUAUCAACAGUAUCAGCAAUAUUAUCAGGCUCUUGCUGCCCAACAACAGAAUCGCGAACACGUUCAACCGUCCGAACAAUUGGCCGUGUACGAGGAUCAAAGCAGACCGUCCACGGAGCCGUCCAGUUUGUUGAAGAUACGCAGAUACAGGAACGAGAUCCGGCCUCAGAGGCGAAACAACGGAUUGCAGGAGCCUGAGAUGGCGAAGAGGCAAUUGGAGGAGUUCAGAAUAUCGGCGGAAAUCAGGAAGGGAUUGGAAUACAUAGCCAACCUGGCCCCUAAGAAACGGGUGGUGAGAUUGAACGGGAUGCAAGAGAGCAACGAGUUGGACUCGCAGUUCCAGCAACGUUUGAUCACGUCGGCGUUGCCCCAAUCCGUUCAAAGAAUAUCCGCCAACGGUUUGGAGAACAGUAGGAAUCCGAACAACCCGCCGAUCCAACGAUUGUCCAACUUGAAGAAGAUGGAACACGAGUAUUUGAGGGAGUAUCCCAGGCAGAAGCAGACGAAUCCGAGGACGUGUUACAGCGUCCCGGCCGAAAGGGAGAAUGGCUCGAUGGCCAUGGAUCAGCAACAACAAUUGCAACAAUUCCAACACCAGAUCCUCUCCCAACAACAAUUCCCUGUUGCGCAGAACUCGAGCAAAUCUUACAACGAAAGGAAUCAACAAUUGUUGCCACGUACGAACUCGACGUCGUACAGAUUCGACGCGAAUUAUCCUCAACAUUAUCAACAGAUGCAGCAAUAUUAUCAAAAUUCAAAAAAUUUGGCUAGGAAUCACGGGGAGGGCGAUAUGGGAUCGACUCAAAGAAUAGAGCAGAACAAGGGGAAUUUCGAUCACGCGGGCGGUGACGCGAGCGAAAAUAUGAAUAACGGGGCGAUGCAUGGACAGGUGGCGGAUGGGAAGAUACCGUAUCAAAGGAUAUAUUACAGCCAGCCGGAUAUUCACGAGUCGAGAACAAUCGGGGGUGUGAGAUAUUUGGCCAGGAAACAGGAUUACAUGCCCAAUCAGUAG